Molecule: messenger RNA, 912 nt
Organism: Fusarium coffeatum
Lineage: Eukaryota; Fungi; Ascomycota; Sordariomycetes; Hypocreales; Nectriaceae
Exons: 1
Coding region: 1-912 (303 amino acids)
Molecular function (GO): FMN binding
Source: RefSeq, a predicted model, not a curated record
AUGUCACCUUCGGCAAUCAGACUCAACUCUUCGGCCGCAGCUGUUGCAACACCCAAACCUGCAUUCUCAGCAGUUCAACCAGUCACAAAUUUCGCAGAAACAAUAGCCAAUCGCCCUGAUUUCGACCACUCCAACAGACCAAUCGAGAUAACCAAAUCUCCCGAUCCAAUCUGGUCGUAUGGAGAUGGCGUGCGCACUGGUCCAGUCGCCAAGCAGGUUCACAAAGAAAUCGACCCAUACUCUCCAGACAGAUCCGUCAGCCAAAACUACCGUCUUCUGAUAUCCGGUAUCGCUCCUCGUCCAGUUGGGUUCAUUAGCACAGUCUCCAAAGACGGCAAAACCAAGAAUCUCGCCCCGUUCAGCUAUUUUCAAAUGGUCGACCAUGAUCCACCAAUGUUCAUCGUCAGUUUCUCCUCUCGCAAUGGCCAAAUGAAGGAUACAUACCGAAACAUGAAAGACACGAAAGAAUGUGUUAUAAACACGGUUUCUGAAACCAUGAUAGAAGCAGUCAACGCUUCGUCUAUUGAUGCACCCUAUGGAAUUUCAGAGUGGGAUAUCACCGGUUUGACUGAAGCUGGAACGACCACAGUUAGACCAUCACGAGUGAAAGAGUCAGUGUUGUCGAUAGAAGGUAAGGUUGUCGAUGUGAAGGAGUUUGAAGGUCAUAGACCGGGUAUGAGCGGAUCUGCUAUCUUCUUGGUUGAGGCAACGAGACUUUGGGUUCGGGAAGAUGCGGCGAACGAAGACUUUAGUCAUAUUGAGCUCGAUAAGUUGAGGCCGAUUGGACAACUUGGUGGGAUGGCGUAUGGGAGGAUAACUUCUACUUUUGAUAUACCCCGGACGAGGUGGGUUGAUGAGAAGCCGAAGAGUGAGUUGUUGGCCAAGUUGGAAAAUGAGAGGUCAAAUUUAUAG